Molecule: messenger RNA, 1512 nt
Organism: Amaranthus tricolor (Joseph's coat)
Lineage: Eukaryota; Viridiplantae; Streptophyta; Magnoliopsida; Caryophyllales; Amaranthaceae
Product: alpha carbonic anhydrase 1, chloroplastic-like
Exons: 6
Coding region: 513-1298 (261 amino acids)
Molecular function (GO): zinc ion binding; carbonate dehydratase activity
Source: RefSeq, a predicted model, not a curated record
AUUGGAUAAAGUGCAUAAAGUAAAUGGGACACUUAAGAUGAAUAGGAGGGAGUAUUAUCCAAGUAUGAUGCAACCAAGCAAGUAGGUGUUUCCUUGGACACUAGUAAUUGUUAUGAGGGGAACUGACCUAGCUAUUUAGGUAUUACCUAGGACAGGACUUUCAGUGACCUAUGAUAUUACUUUCCAUAUAUACACGCUCUUUUCAUUUUAUUGAGACCAUAAUAUUUUUUUUUUAAAAAAGGUUAUAUAUAGGUAUAUAUAAUGUUCGUAAUUUUAAUAGAACAUAAGAAUACAGUAUAAAUAUAGAAUUUUGUAUUUCAUUCUCCAUCAGGAAUACCAUUACCCAAAUUUAGCCAUCAGCAUCACCAUUCCUAUAAUCUUGUACCUAACUAUAAAAAAAAAAAAAAAAGUGCUAGAAAUUCCCACAAUAAACAAUUUGGUACAUAAUCGUCUAAUAGCUAGCAAGCUAGGUGCAAUAGAUAAACAAAAUAGGGUUAAUACAUACAAUAUCAAUGAUGCCUUCUGUAGGAGCCCUAAUCUUCUUCGUUGUUUUCUUCUUCUUUAAUGCAUUCGCUUCAGAUGAAGUACCAAAAUUCAAUUAUUUAAACCCGGAGAAAUGGGGAAGCCUACAUCCAAAAUAUGCAGCUUGCUCCAAAGGAAAACGACAAUCCCCUUUGAAUAUUAACACCAAUGAAGCUGUCAUUACCGAAUCCUUGCAACCCUUGACCAGAUUUUACCAUAUUUACAAUGCUUCUUUGUCUACCGAUGGAAUUGAUGUUGAGAUAAAAUUCCAAGGACGAGGAGAAUUGAUAAUUGAUGGCAAGACAUACAACUUGAAGCAGAUGCAUUGGCAUACUCCUUCUGAACACCAUUUCAAUGGUGUCCAAUACGCAUCAGAGCUGCACCAAGUACAUGUAGCUGAUGAUGGAAGUCGGGCAGUCGUUGCGAUCCUCUACAAGUACGGACCUCCUGAUCCUGUUCUUACCAUGUUAAAGCCCCAGUUGGAAGAACUAGCAAAAAAGCCUUGUCAAGGUCAUGAAACACAAGUAGCCAUUCCAAAAUUUGAGUCAAUGUUCUUAAAUAGGAGGCCACGCAAGUAUUACAGAUAUCCUGGUUCACUUACUACUCCUCCUUGUGAUGAGAAUGUUACAUGGAAUAUUGUUUGCAAGGUGAAAACGAUAUCAGAGGAUCAAAUUGAAGCUCUAAAGGCUCCUCUUUGUGAGGCAAAUAGGAAGAGGAAUGCAAGGCCUAUCCAACCACUCAAUGGAAGAAAAGUUGAAGCAUAUGCUGCCAAUUAGCCUGUAUCCCCUUUUCUUUCUAAACGCACCAAAAAAAAAAAAAAAAAAAGAAAAUGGGUGUUUACCAUAAUUUCACCAGGUGGAAAAUAAAAAAUAUAUCAUAUUGUAUAAAAUGAAAAAGGCCAAGUUAUAAUAAUUUGCAAACAUAAAUGCAAUUUUAUUAUAGCUAGGACUACUAUAGUUGUAAAUUAAUAAAAAAAAAAUCUUUUUCUAA